Molecule: messenger RNA, 984 nt
Organism: Penicillium alfredii
Lineage: Eukaryota; Fungi; Ascomycota; Eurotiomycetes; Eurotiales; Aspergillaceae
Exons: 2
Coding region: 1-984 (327 amino acids)
Source: RefSeq, a predicted model, not a curated record
AUGGAGGAAUUCGUCCCCCAAGACCAAAGAUUCAGUGUGUCUGGGGAAUCCAACCAGCCCUUUCCACCCCUGUCAGUUGAUAACCUUGACAGCCCAGAGGAGAGCUAUGCGCGAGACGGGAGUCUAGUCUCUCUCGGCUACGACGAGAUCGAGGUAGAGGAUGACGCUGAUUUCCAAUCCCAUUACUCCCUUGAGCACCAAUCCUCUUCAGAUUCAGAUGAUGAAGACUUGCCAGAUGGGAUUGGGAAACACCACCCUUUUCGACAGUCCUCGAGCUCGCUCUACGGCCCAAAUGCCUUUGCGCCGCCCUUCUACAAUCGCCCGCCGACUCCCCUACCCCCAUCACCUUCACUGACUUCGCUUCUCCGUCCACCAUUUUCAACCACAACCUCGCGUCCAACCACCCCUGACAGCUCGGAUGUUGAGACUCCCAACGAUACCGAGGCCGCCGUGGCCAAGUCCGCUCGCCGUGCAACCACCGUUCCGCGCGCCAGCCCGAAGGUGCCCACCUAUGAAUACUAUGGGUUUGUGUUAUACCUGGCAUCUUCGCUAGCCUUUCUCAUCUAUGUUCUUUGGUCCUAUCUUCCAUCCCCGUUCCUUCACCAGCUUGGGAUUUAUUACUACCCCAACCGCUGGUGGUCGCUGGCAAUCCCAUCCUGGCUGGUGAUGUUGCUCAUUUACAUCUACGUCGCGCUCGCCACAUACAACACUGGGUAUCUCACUCUGCCCAUGAACAGCAUCGAGAAUGUUGUCGACGAAGUCGCCAAUGUAGCGGUCAUUGACGGCAAAGCACGGCCACGACCCGGUGGGGCAGCUAAGAUGAAGCCCGGCGCGACCUCGUAUCAAAUCAUGGGGCCCCAGAACCGCAAAGUCAAUUGGCAGGGAAUUUGGAGCGAGAGCACCGACGCGGUCAUGGAUGUGCCGGUGGGGGGCGUGUGUGAAGUUUUGUAUGGCCAGGAAAGGGAGGACAACCUCGCAGAUUAA